Messenger RNA from Phycomyces blakesleeanus NRRL 1555(-), 825 nucleotides. RefSeq lists its product as hypothetical. The record is from RefSeq and is a predicted model, not a curated record. Bases 1 to 825 code for a protein of 274 amino acids. The transcript has 5 exons. NCBI's taxonomy places the organism in Eukaryota, Fungi, Mucoromycota, Mucoromycetes, Mucorales, Phycomycetaceae.
AUGGUUCCACUAUACACAAAUUAUAUUCAGGUGGGCUUAAGUUGGACACAAGGUCUGAGAAGUACGACUGCAAUUAUUAAGAGCGAUACUAGUGUGGGUCUAAAAUAUACUAUCAAAUUUGCUUCAUCAUAUUCAAACAAUCUUAUUAAUUCUCAGGGCUUUGAAGAAAGUAUCAUAAUUUGGAGAAUGAGUCAAGCGGGAUAUUUAAUACAAUUCUCUUCAACUGCAGCUGUUUAUGAAGCUUCUGAGGCAUAUGGUGCCACACAUAAUAUUGUGUUUAUCACUAGGUCUUCAUCAAGCACUCGCAUAAAGAUGCUAUGUAAGCAUGGAGGGGAAUAUAGAGACAGCUAUACGGCCGCAACGAUUGCUUCGGACGCCGCUGUGAAUAAAGAUAAUCCUCUUCCCGGAUGGGAAAGAAAGCGAGUCAAGUAUAUAAAGAAGCAUGGCUGUCAAUGCUUCGUGUAUUUCUCUAAGAAGAAAGACGGAAAAGUAGCUAUGCACUCAUGCAAAGCACGGCAUAACCACACAAUUGAAGAGGAUCAAGUUCAUUAUAAUGUGUCAGCCUUGUUCAACUAUUUAAAGAAAUGUGAAUACACCAAUGUCAUCCGCCAAGGCAUUGAAAACAUCAAUCAGCAUUUCAGAAAAUCUUAUAAAGCAAAGGAAAUGUUUGGCUUCAUUACCACCUUGAAUGACCUGGAUUUCUAUGUCAGAUACACUGUUGAUAACACCGAUGACAAGAGAAUCAACAUGGUGCUCUUCAUCCACAAGAAUGCAAUUGAUGAAGGACAAAAUAUAUUUGAGACAUAUAAUAGACGCAAAAUAUAA